Molecule: messenger RNA, 1050 nt
Organism: Carlito syrichta (Philippine tarsier)
Lineage: Eukaryota; Metazoa; Chordata; Mammalia; Primates; Tarsiidae
Product: olfactory receptor 2AG2
Exons: 1
Coding region: 89-1039 (316 amino acids)
Biological process (GO): G protein-coupled receptor signaling pathway
Cellular component (GO): membrane
Molecular function (GO): G protein-coupled receptor activity; olfactory receptor activity
Source: RefSeq, a predicted model, not a curated record
UCUGGGACAAUCAAAAGCCAGAGUGAACUCCUUAGGAAUGCUCUCACUGAGAAUGCAUUUGGUUCUAGGCAACUAAAGAAACCACAGCAUGGAGCUCUGGAACUCCACCUUGACAAGUGGCUUCAUCUUGAUGGGGAUUCUGAAUGACAGUGGAUCUCCUGAACUACUCUGUGCUAUACUCGCAGUCUUGUAUAUGUUGGCCCUGACCAGCAAUGGCCUACUGCUUCUGGUCAUCACAAUAGAUGCCCAGCUUCACGUGCCCAUGUACCUCCUACUUGGGCAACUCUCUCUUAUGGACCUCCUGUUCACAUCUGUUGUCACUCCCAAAGCCCUUGUCGAUUUUUUGCACAAGGAAAAUACCAUCUCCUUUGGAGGCUGUGCCCUUCAGAUGUUCCUGGCACUGACAUUGGGAUGUGCCGAGGAUGUCCUACUGGGCUUCAUGGCCUAUGACAGGUAUGUGGCCAUUUGUCAUCCUCUGAACUACAUGACCCUAAUGAGGCCGAGAAUCUACUGGCUUAUGGUGGCCACAUCCUGGAACCUCGCGUUCCUGAGUGCUCUAGGACAUACUGUGUACACCAUGCACUUCCCUUUCUGUAUGUCCUGGAAAAUCAGUCACCUGCUUUGUGAGAUCCCACCCUUGCUGAAGUUGGCCUGUGCCGAUACCUCAAGCUAUGAGCUCAUGGUAUAUGUGACAGGUGUGACUUUCCUCUUGCUCCCUCUUUCUGCUAUAGUUGCCUCCUACAUACUGAUCCUAUUCACUGUGUUCCAUAUGCCCUCAAGUGAAGGAAGGAAGAAAGCUCUAGUCACCUGCUCUUCCCACCUGAUAGUGGUCGGGAUGUUCUAUGGAGCUGCCACUUUCAUGUAUGUCCUGCCUAGUUCCUUCCACAGCCCCAAACAAGACAACAUCAUCUCUGCUUUCUAUACAAUUGUCACUCCAGCCCUGAAUCCCCUUAUUUACAGCCUGAGGAAUAAGGAGGUCAUGAAGGCCUUGAGAAGGGUGCUGGGAAAAUAUAUCCUGCCAGCACAGUACACCUUCUAGGGAAGGCUCAA